Messenger RNA from Centropristis striata (black sea bass), 4852 nucleotides. RefSeq names its product rho-associated protein kinase 2-like. The transcript is spliced from 32 exons. Lineage: Eukaryota; Metazoa; Chordata; Actinopteri; Perciformes; Serranidae. The record is from RefSeq and is a predicted model, not a curated record. The coding region runs from base 355 to 4572 and encodes 1405 amino acids. Gene Ontology annotation, biological process: regulation of cell junction assembly; Rho protein signal transduction; regulation of actin cytoskeleton organization. Gene Ontology annotation, molecular function: ATP binding; Rho-dependent protein serine/threonine kinase activity; small GTPase binding. Gene Ontology annotation, cellular component: centrosome; cytoplasm; cytoskeleton.
UACCUUGUCUGCGGUCUGUCCUACAGGUUGGACACGUUGUGGUCGGAUCAGAUUUAGUAGUGUACCUGGAGCAGACACCUGAGAGUCCUCCUUCUGGUCUCGGCUCUCCAGACUCCGCUCGGUCCACUUUUUUCCUGUUUUCAUUAAUAAAAAGGGAGCUGAGUCAGCUGAUCAAUAAUUCACCUGACAACUCGAGCGGCACUUUACACAAGAGCUGACAUGAGGAGCUGAGCGGAGCAGCGGAGAGCACCUCCUCCUCCCCCCUCCGGGUCCUAGACCGAGACUAGAACACAGGCCUACAGGUGUUUUUUCAUAUUUUCAUGUCAUUUGGAGCGGAUCCUCUGCGCUGAGACCAUGCUGGGAGCGGAGAGCAGACUGGAGAGCCGGCUCCACAAGCUGGAGUCCCUCAUGAGGAGCCCACAGUCCGCUUUAAACCUGGAGACCCUGCUGGACUCCAUGAACGCGCUGGCUCAUGAUCUGAACUAUCCUGCCCUGCGGAAAAACAAAAACAUCGAGUCCUUCCUGAUCCGAUAUGAACAGGCGGCGAGUCAGCUGCGAGAGCUGCAGGUGAAGCUUGAAGACUUCGAGAAGGUGAAGCUGAUCGGGAGAGGAGCCUACGGAGAAGUUCAGCUGGUCCGCCACAAGGCCUCCAGGAAGGUUUACGCCAUGAAGCAGCUCAGCAAGUUUGAGAUGAUCAAGAGGUCGGACUCUGCCUUCUUCUGGGAGGAGAGGCACAUCAUGGCCUUCUCCAACAGCCCCUGGGUGGUCCAGCUGUGCUGUGCUUUCCAAGACGACCGCCACCUCUACAUGGUGAUGGAGUUCAUGCCCGGAGGAGACCUGGUCACGCUCACCAUGAACUACGACAUCCCGGAGAAGUGGGCUCGCUUCUACACGGCUGAGGUGGUGCUGGCGCUGAACGCCAUCCACUCCCUGGGCUUCAUCCACCGAGACGUCAAACCCGACAACAUGCUGCUGGACCAGCACGGACACCUCAAACUGGCUGAUUUCGGCACGUGCAUGAAGAUGGACUCGACAGGCAUGGUGCACUGUGACACGGCUGUCGGCACGCCAGACUACAUCUCUCCGGAGGUGCUUCAGUCUCAGGGAGGCGACGGCGUCUACGGCCGGGAGUGUGACUGGUGGUCCGUAGGGGUCUUUAUCUACGAGUUACUGGUCGGUGAGACUCCGUUCUACGCUGAAUCUCUGGUUGGAACCUACGGAAAGAUCAUGAACCACAAGAACACACUCGUCUUCCCGGAUGUGGAGAUGUCUCAGGAUGCCAAAGAUCUCAUCUGUGCCUUCCUCACUGACAGGAAGGUUCGCCUGGGCCGCUCUGGGAUUGAUGACAUCAAACGCCACCCUUUCUUCAAGAACGACCAGUGGACCUUUGAUAACAUUCGAGAAACUGUGGCUCCAGUUGUACCUGAGCUGAGCGGAGACAUCGACACCAGCAACUUUGACGACAUCGAGGAAGAUAAAAAAGAUGUUGAGACCUUUCCUCCGCCUAAAGCCUUUGUGGGCAACCAGCUACCAUUCGUCGGCUUCACUUAUUUCAAGGAGGACCAGCUGCUGAAGGGAAAUAACAACUACUCUGUGGAGGAUUCAGAGGACAGCAAGGAGAACUCUGAGGAUAAGGAUUCAGAGGACAAUAAGAAGGAGCUGCAGAAAAAGCUUCGUCAGCUGCAGGAGCAGGUCGACCAUGAGAUGCAGGCCAAAGAUGAGCUGGAGCACAAGUGCAAAAAUGCCACCAACCGUUUAGACAAGCUGGUCAAAGAAUUAGACAAAGAGAUGAGCAGCAGGCAGAAAGUGGAGGCCUCGCUGAGGCAGCUGGAGAGAGAGCGAGCUCUGCUGCAGCACCAGAGCGCCGAGAACCUGCGCAAGGUCGAGAUCGAAAAUGACAGAAAACGAAGCCUGGAGAACGAAUUGAACAAUAUGAGGGACCAGCUGGAGGAUCUUAAAAAGAAGAACCAGAAUUCCCAAAUCUCCAACGAGAAGAACAUCCAGCUGCAGAGACAACUGGAGGAGGCCAACGCCGUGCUGCAGGCUGAGCAGGAGGCGGCGGCGCGGCUGAAGAAGAGUCAGGCGGAGGUGCAGAAACAGGCUCAGAGCCUGGAGGUCAGCCUCAGGGAGGCGCAGGAGAAGUGCAGCCAGCUCGAAAACGGCAAGAUGGAGCUGGAGAAGCAGCUGAUGGGGCUGCAGGCCGAGCUGGAGGAGGAGAGACGAGACCGCAACCUCCGCACCGAAACUGUUACUGACCUGCAGGGACGCAUCUCUGGCCUGGAGGAAGAGGUGAAAGAGGUGAAGUCAUCGCUCUCCACCGUCCAGACUGAAAAGAAGCAGCUACAUGAGAAGCUCAAUGACCUCGAGAAGGAGAAGAGCAACCAAGAGAUAGACUUGACGUUCAAGCUGAAGUCGCUCCAGCAGAAUCUGGAGCAGGAAGAGGCCGAACACAAGGGAACCAAGUCCAAGCUCGCUGAUAAAAACAACUUCAGCCAGUCCAUCGAGGAGGCAAAGUCUGAGGCCUUAAAAGAGAUGGAGAGCACGCUGCAGGACGAGCGCAGCCUGAAGCUGCAGGUGGAGGCGGAGCUGCUGCAGAUGGAGAAGGAUCACUCCAUGCUGGACUGUGACUACAAGCAGGCGCAGCACCGACUCAACGAGCUGCAGGCGCAGAAGCAGAAACUCUCCGAAGAGGUUAAGAACUUGAGCUCUCGUCUGGAGGAGGAGAUCCACAAGCGCAGUCUGAGUCAGAGCGAUCUGAAGAUGCAGACCCAGCAGGUGUCGGUGCUCCGCUCCUCAGAGAAACAGCUCAAACAGGAGGUGAACCACCUGCUGGACAUGAAGCAGGUCCUGGAGAAGCAGAACCAGGAGCUGCGCAGGGAGAAGCAGGAGGCUGGUGGCCAGCUGAAGGAGCUGAAGGACCAACUGGAGGCUGAGCAAUAUUUCACAACUCUUUACAAAACGCAGAUCCGAGAGCUGAAGGACGAGUGUGAUGAGAGGAACAAACUGUACAAAGAGGCGCAGCAGCGACUGGCAGAAUAUCAGGAGGAGAGGGAUUCCCUGACGUCGCAGCUGGAAGCCAGUUUGACCAAAGCGGACUCUGAGCAGCUGGCUCGCUCCAUCGCUGAGGAGCAGUACUCGGAUCUGGAGAAGGAGAAGAUCAUGAAGGAGCUGGAGAUCAAAGACAUGAUGGCGAGACACAAACAGGAGCUCGGUGACAAGGAGGCCACCAUCAGCUCGCUGGAAGAGUCAAAUCGCACGCUGACGGUGGACGUGGCGAACCUGGCGAGCGAGAAAGAGGAGCUCAACAACCAGCUGAAAGACAUGCAGCAACAGCUCCAGAAAUCCAAGGAGGGGGAGAAGCAGAUGAACUCAGUCAAACUGUCCUUUGAAAAGAUGCUGCAGAAUGAAAGGACGCUAAAAAUUCAGGCUGUCAACAAGCUGGCCGAGGUGAUGAACAGGAGGGAGACGGGCCGAGGAGGCCACCGGACCAUCGACACCGAGGUGCACAGGAAGGAGAAGGAGAACCGGAAGCUGCAGCUGGAGCUCAGGACGGAGAAGGAGAAGCUCAACAGCACCAUCAUCAAGUACCAGAGAGAGCUGACGGACAUGCAGGCGACGAUAGCAGAAGAGAGCCAGGUGCGUCUGGAGCUUCAGAUGGCGUUGGACAGCAAAGACAGCGACAUCGAGCAGCUGCGCUGCCAGCUGACCACGCUCAGCGUCCACUCUCUGGACUCCACCAGCAUCAGCAGCGCCAACGACCUGGAAACGGGUGACGGAUACCCAGACUCCAGACUGGAGGGCUGGAUCUCACUUCCUACCAAGAACACAAAGCGCUUUGGCUGGGACAAAAAGUAUAUAGUUGUGAGCAGUAAAAAGAUCCUGUUCUACAACAGCGAGCUGGACCGAGAGCAGGCCAAUCCUUUCAUGACCCUGGACAUCGAUAAGCUGUUUCAUGUCCGACCUGUCACUCAGACCGACGUGUACCGUGCAGAUGCCAAAGAAAUUCCAAGGAUAUUCCAGAUCCUGUACGCCAACGAAGGCGAGAUUAAACGUGACCAGGAGCUGGCGGUGGAGCCGGCAACGUCCGGCGACCGGUCCUCCUACAUCAGCCACAAGGGCCACGAGUUCAUCCUGACUCUGUACCACUUCCCCUCCAGCUGCGAGGCCUGCACUCGGCCCCUGUGGCACGUUUUCAAGCCGCCGCCGGCCCUCGAGUGCCGCCGCUGCCACACCAAGUGCCACAAAGACCACCUGGACAGGAAGGAGGAAGUUAUUGUGCCCUGCAAAGUGAACUACGACAUGUCCACGGCCAAGGAGCUGCUCCUGCUGAGCAACUCUCGUGAGGAGCAGCAGCGCUGGGUCAGCCACCUCCUCAAACGCAUCCCGAGGAAACACCCGACCAUGAGUCCUCCCGCCGCCGUGCACAACAACCUCCCUGAAGCCACGGCACGCUCCUCGCCAAAAGUCUCGCCGCACCCUUCGCCCAGGGGCUCGCCUCACCUGUCGACGAGACACCGCGGCGCCAUCAAGAUCCAGCCGAGCAGAACGCAGCCGUCAGGGAAAACCAGUUAACCCUGGCUGAGCAGAGAUGUUGUAUUUUCAUCUUUGUGGAUUAAUAACCGCAGUCUGGACGCCGUGCCUUCGUGUGUUAUUUCUUCAGGGACUGAAAAGAAAAAAGAAAGGAAAAAAAAAAACGCUAAUCAUGGACAGAAACAUUCUCAGAAACGGGCUGUCGUCAUGAGAACAGGGUCUGUUUUUAACAAGGAGAAAAUGAGUGUUCAUUAUAGAGUGAGACAUAAAAGUAAAGUAAAUUCAACACUGCCUUAUUUUAUAACCAUCAUGACAAAUAGAA